AUGGGAUUGUGUAAAUGUCCUAAGAAGAAGGUUACUACACAGUUUUGCUUCGAACAUCGCGUUAACGUCUGCGAACAUUGUCUGGUUUCAAAUCACCCUAAAGUAAGCUAUCUAAGCUUUGUGUUUUUAAUGUUAUGCGAUGUUUAUUUUACAGGUCUUUUAUCCACUAUCAGUCGUAAUAGUUGCACUUGGAAUGAUAUGCUAUGUAAUAGAUUUUAUGCUCGUCAUGAUGCAUUUUAAUGUUACAAUCAUGAUACAAUCCAUGUAUAACGACUGAUAAACAUGCAAAGACCAGGAAGAAGACUGCGGACUGCAGACUGCAGACCAGGUGUAAAAUGCAGUCUGAGUGUAAAAUGAAGACUGCAGUCUGAGAGUAAAACGCAGGCUGGGUGCAAAAUGCAGAACAAGACGCCUAGAGUCGUUUCCGUGGGAUGCGUUGGUCUAUGGAAGCAUAAUGGCGUUCUAUCUGAAUUUGGAAAAAUUAGGGAAACCGGAAAGAUGUGUCAUGUUAUGAGCAUCAAUGAGUAGGUUACCUGUAUGGGUUGGUUUAAUGUGCUUAUGACUGAAUUUAUAGUAGCCUGCGUGGCAGGCUACUAUUAAUUUUCUCCCCAAUCCACAUCCCCUUUUUGCUUCCUCCCUAUCCCCUACCCCUUUCGUCACCUGCUACGCAAGCUAAAUUUAUAGUUGUCAGUGGUCGCAAGGAUGGAGUUGAUCUUGUUUUGAUCUAUCGCUAUGUAGUUAUUUUCGUAGCACGAUUUGGAUAAGAAAAAGAAGUUAUUUUGCAUCAAAAAAAGCUUUACCCGUGUAACUUAAAUUGAAAUGUUAACGGAAACAGGUAAUGGAGAACAUGCACAUAAUGCUCUCUGAUUAACCUGAACAGGAACUAUAUGUAUAAAGAUAUGUCAUAUCUUGGUAGUAAGUUGCCGCAGGUAAAUUUUUCAAAGAGAAAUAAAUAUUGUAGUUUUAGGUUAAUGGAACAAAACAAAACAAAACAUCCGCUUGCUUUAUCCAGGGUCGAACCCAGGGUUACAAAGUUCAAUAAAGUUCCAAUGUUUUAAUCCAAGAAGAAAGUUUAAUAUUCCAAGAUGCUCUUGAUACGGUUAAAAGUUAAUUGCAAUGGGUUUCCAAGGUCUCAAAGUUAACAUAGUUCCAAUGAUUAUCCCUGAUUCCAAGGUAUAAUAAGUUUACUAAGAUCCUGAUCCGUGUCCCAUCCAGAAGUCCAAUCCAUGCCGAAAGCGAGUUGUCGAUCAACGAGGACAACUUUUUCGCGCUUUCACCGCCAAUCGUCAAGGGUACGAGUUGAAAUUUAUGCGAUUUAACCUCCCAUCGUCAAGGUGUUUUCAAUAAAAUAAGAAAAAAACUGAACUCUAGCUGUGCUCGGCAAAAACUGGCAAACUCCGAAUAGAAAAAUCUAUCGGAAAUCACGGCCCGCAACCAGACGCUACUAAAACCUUAUGAAAAAGCUAGACCUAAACAAAAAAGAAUCAUGAAGCGAAGAAAUAAUUUGGCUUAGGAAGCCUUUUGUGACUUACCAGUAUCCCGAAGGAUUUCACUGGUUAACAAGCCAUCCUUAACCAUGAGUGGGAAAACUCAAGGGCGACAAAUUUGGCAAGGAACGUUCUGAUUUCAAUGUUCUUCAGAGAAAACAAAUCGAUUAAAAAUCGAUAUAGAUUUUGUACAAUCUGAUUGGUCAGCUUGGAAGGAGAAAUAAUCGAUAAAGAUUUUACGCAAUCCUAUUGGCUGGUUUUGCAAUUUUGGGUACAACCGAACCGGAUUUUUACCAUGGGAGUGCCACAGGCAUCCCACGGAAUAAGGACUGCUGACUUGGGGUAAAAUACAGACCAAACAUAAACUGUAGUCGCGAUGGGUUUAAGGGCAAAAUAAAUACUGCAAAUACAUGCAAACGAUCACUUACUUGCUUGUGAUGUGCUUUCACAAAUCCAUUCCUUUGUUCUCUGGAAGGUCAUCGAUGACCCGAAAACAUAAUUGCAGUCUUCAACCUUUUUUCUGUCCUAGAGACCUCACGCUUCAACUUAAAAAAUGAAGUUUUCAAUACAUGUGACCAUGAAUAAUUGGCACAACACUAGGGUAUUUAUGCUUAAAUAGCUGCUGACCCAAAAUACUGACCCGAAGGAAUAAUGGCGAUAAAAAAGGGAGUAAAUCAUUCCAACAACAAAGAAAGAUGUUCUGCAGUAAAUUUGGAUGAUCUUCUUUGAAAGUAUUGCAAAUCAAGGUACGCAGACUUCAGCUGUUCGGACAUUAAAUUUUAUUGAAACUUCUGAUGAACGUGCAAUUUACUGCGACUAGAAAGCGAGGUGUGUAAAUGAUACCAGGUAGCCAUUUGGAGAAGAAGCAGCACAAAAUAAUGUUUAAAAAGUCUGCAGUCCGCAGUCUGCGUUUUACCCUUGGUCCGCAGUCUGUGUUUUACACUGAUCAUCUUAAUUUAUGAGAUAUCUACAGUUUUGAUUCAAUCUCCGUGCAAGCAGAGCCUACUUUUGUCUUCUUUUUAAUUGGUCUGAACUUCUGAACUAGUCAACCUGUUUCUUUUGGCCAGACUGCUUUUUUGUGUGCUAACAUCUGUUUAAACACAUGCAUUUCAUAAAGUACAGUCGACUCCCGGUAACUCAAACCCUCUAUAACUCGAACCUCCCAUUACCUCGAAGUAAUUUUCAAUCCUCUUCUGAUCGUUUUCCAUACAAUUUUACCCUCGAUAACUCGAAUUCCCGAUAACUUGAACUUUUUUCUAUUUCCCUUGAGGGUUCGAAUUAUCAGAAGUCGAGUGUAUUAUCUUCAAGACACUCAUCUAUCAAGAGGAAAUGCUUGUCUUGCAAGAAAAGAGACUAGAUUAGUAACUUACUCCUGGGCAAUAUUGCACAGGAUAAAGGCACAUGUACAUGUAGAUACUGGAGUAAAAAUAUUAACUUUAGCCUGGUUUGAAGGUGAAAUGCAACAAGGGACUCUGUAUAUUUAUUUCUUGUGUUUUUUCCCUAGUGCAUAGUUAAGUCCUAUCUACACUGGCUUCAAGACAGUGAUUACAAUCCUGUAUGUACUCUUUGUAAUGGCAGUUUAGCAGAAGGAGAUGUCGUUAGAUUAAUUUGUUUUGGUAAGGCCAUACAUUUUACUUACAUGUAGAUUGAGGUUGAUGUUGUUCUAAUUCCAAGACAUUUGUAAUUUUAGGACCCUUUUGCUUGAACACUGGUUAUAAUUGCUAACCAAGGGUUAAAAUUUGAACCCAAUUUGAAUAGUAAUCAUUUUUAACAUUCCACUGCUCAAGCAAACAUUAAUGUUAUGAGCAAAAGAUAACUUUGGAAAAUUAAUGAACAUCAAGUAAAAAACUGAUCAUUAGAUAAAAUAAUUCUCAUCAUCAGUACUGUAGGUAAUGCACGGAGGACAUUGGAAAGAAUAUGCAUACUGAUACUAGAAUUCAAAGGGUUAAGGACAGCCUCUAGAUGUUACUUAAGGUGUCCAUACCUUCAUCUCUGAGGAAAGACUCAAUGACAUUUCAUAACCUUUAGUUAUUUGUUUCUAGGUAUGAAAAUUAUUGUUUAUGGGACAGUAAAAAUAAUAGUGUUCCAUCAUCCCCUGUUAUACAAUGUACUGUGUUUAAAAGCUGAACACUAGUGCGCCAGUAUCUAGUUUACGUACAUUAGAGCGGUUUUCAUUUGAGUGUCGAAAAGUAAUUGGUUUUGCACUUUCUACACGAUGCGAUUGGCUUAAAAGAUUCGCGCCACCUUUUCAUCCAAUCAGAAGUAAAACCAAAGCCAAUUGUGACGCGCUCGCAUGCAUUUUCCCGCGCUUUGCGUCAGCCACAUGUAAUUACUUCGAGUUUUGAUUGGUUCAAUGUAUUGUCUGUGUCCUAUGUGAUUGGCCAGAGUAAUUACUUUGGUUUUGGUUUUACGACACUCAAACGAAAACCACUCUAGCCUGAAUUCCAUUUUUUCUUCCUUAAUAUAGAUGUGUUUCACUGGGGAUGCCUGAACAGUUAUGCUUCAAGUCUUCCCACAAACACAGCCCCAGCUGGAUAUACUUGCCCCAACUGUAAGGUGAGUUUAUAGGUUGAAUAUCCCCGGGCACUAGAGUUUAUUCUUUGGUUUAUCAUGUAAACAUCAUGAGUAUGAGCAUUCACCAACAACAGUGAAUCUCAAUGAGCCAGUGACUGAAUAAAAUGAUUAAGACUACUGUCAGGCCACCCUUUCUCAUACUCCUGCCAUUAGGUUACAGUCAAACCUCCCCGGAGCAACCGUUAAUACUUAACAUCUACAGUGUAGGGUGUAUUUUGUAUAGGUGAUCUCUUAUGAUGAGAGUUCAAUGGUUACUUUGGGAGAUUUGACCACAGCAUUUUAAUUGUCUAGAUCAUUAAUUUUUUUUUUCAUUUUAGUCCAGCAAGUUAAUCUCACUGUUUAAAGAAGAUAACAAAAAGAUAUAAACAUAAAUAGUUCAUAUUGCAUGUCACUUUUUCCACAUAUAAUUUGAUAAUUCCCACUGUUAUAAGUCUAAUAUGGUUAUAUUUUUUAUUAUCUUUUCUUUAUCAGGCAGCAGUAUUUCCUCCUGAAAAUCAAGUCUCCCCUGUUGCUGAUCAGCUGAGAAAAGUGUUGUCUACUGCACCUUGGGCUCGGGUUGGACUUGGGCUUCCUGUGGUCAGUGUCUAAUGCAAACAUGCUCUAUGGACUGUGAAUAGAGUUGUGAUGUGUCGUACAUUUACCUACAGUAGUCCAUGCAAUUAGAUUGGGAAGUUUAAACACCUUACAAUUUCUGAAGACAAGCUCUGGACUCAUAUUUUUCAAAAGGCCUUUUUGAUGGCCUUACCAUGUAUGUGAGAGCUUACAUGUAUUGUAGGAGGGCAUUUUUGUCAGCAGACAUUUAAAGUGCGCACAGGCUUCAUAGUGAAUGAUGGAUUUGUGAAAGAUAUGGUGCAACUUUUAAGUCUGAAGACAAAUUCCUACAAUGUGACCAUUUAAAUGAAACCUCUUUUUACAGUCCUUUCACUUGUUACUUACUUGUUCUUCAGCAUUAAUAAUAAUAACAAAGUGAAAUUUGACAUUUUGAGAGUUUUGACAUUGUAUAGGGUGGGGGGAGGGAGACCUGACAGAUAUAAUUUGAAAAAGUUGCCCUGUUUUAUGAGGGCACCCAGACAUAACAAGAAAUUAUGAUUAUACUGCAUCACUGUCCCAAGGACUUUUGCCCAGGAUUGUAGCUUAAUACUUGCUUGAAGAUAAUGGUAAAUGUCUUGAAGAAAAUAAGCUUUGAAACAGAUUCAUUAUUAUCGAUUCUUUUUUACACUUGAUCAGGUGCCAGCUGCUAGUACCAACAGUGCAACUGUAACAGAAAGCAGACUAACAAGACAUGAUGCUGAUAUUGGUAUGUACAGUUGGAUGACACAUUGUAGUUGAUAGCAUUUCUGCCAGCAAGUUUCUUAAUUUUACAUAUAGAUGUUAUUGUGGGUGACCAGAGGACCCCCAGGGCUGGACAAACUUCAUUUCAAGACAGGGCUUCAGAAAAAAUACCGUAUUCCAACUCGACCCUCAGACAAGCAUCAACUGUUGGACAGUUUUGCAAUUUUUUUCUGUUUCACAAUCAGCAAAACAAGUUCCCAUAAAAGUAAUAAAUUACAUGUAAUCCCAAGAAUGAACUCCACAACUGUAAAAUCUUGAAAAUUAUUAUCUAAUUAAAUUUAUUUCGAUUUUGUUUUGCUUGCAUUAUUAGUCAACUCUCUCUUAAUGUACAGACACCUCUAUAAGACAGAGACCCCCACAGCUGUAGAGUUGGUUCCUGCCUUUCUUUACCCCCUUUAUUUUACUCUUUAUAGGACAGAGAUUAGUCUAACCCUGUCCAAAAGGUUUCCUUCGUAGAGAGAGUUGACUAUAUUAUUUUAGUCUCAAAUAAACACAACAAUUUUGAAGGCAAUGUAAUUCAAGGCACCUUCAUAAAAUUCAAGCCACCUUUUGAGAUCCUUACAGUUUUUCUGAGAGUACAGCCUGUGAUUGCAUCAUGGGUACACAGAGUUUGCUGAUCUUUUUGCAACAUUUUUAUUUGAAUGUUUUUUUUCUCUAUGCAGUUUCUCACGGGGCAAACACACUCAGAGCAGACAUCACUGGUGGACACACGGACAGUGCCCUUAGUACUGGCUCACACCCAGUCACACUUGGAAGUCAAUCAUCGCCUUAUGCUACCCCUGUUAGUACUAAAACAGAGCUUAGAGCAACCAGAGAUCACCAUGUGGUGGAUGUACAUCAACAGAAUACUGUGGUACCACCCCCACAGCAGGCUCAUGCUCGCAAUGAAAAACCAAGUAAGCUAAAUUAAUAUCCUUUACGCUUCAUGCACAUUUAUACGAUGAGGCUGCAGCCAGCUGUGUGUUGUGGUAUAAGUUUUAGUAGACAUCUUUAGCAUGUAUGUUUUGUUUUUCCAAAGUAGUCCAUGUGAUAAUACUCUAGAGAACUGUUUCAUUCAAAUUUAGUGCGUAAUUCUGUAAGCAUAAAUUAUGAAAAGACAGAGCGGUAACUUAAUUGGAAAAAAAGAAUAUGAGCUAUCUACAUAUGCACAGUGGACCAUGUGCAGCUUGCAGGCAAAGAUCAGGUGCUGUGGUGAGAGGCUAUGUCUUUCAGCGCCUUUUCAUCUUUAGCCCAAAAAAACUUUGUUCUAUGUUUUUCUCAACCCUGGGCACUAACAACAAAGUGCUAUAGGGUUACACUGUCUUGGUUGGGUGUUUUAUUGUGUUUUAAUCUCAAUAGUAUUUUCUUGUACUUGAAAAGCCUAGUACAGCUGUAUAAUUAUGUGUGAGUGGAUUGCCUAGCCUGUGUACAGACUUCCCCCCCUUCCUCAGAAAAAUUUUUUUCUGAGAGAGGGGGGACGUCUGUACGCAGGCUAUGGGUUGCCUAAUGCUACUCUUUGUCUUCCUUAUGUAGUUUAUAAUCAAACUUACUUAAUGUAGAUUGUGGUCGAUAUUUGUAACUCUGUUUAAAACAAAUACUUGCUCAAUGGCACCAAUUCUCUCACCUGUCCUAAAGUGAACAGUAUGAUUAUUACACUUGGUCUCCCAGCAUAACAGGCAUUGUCUUGUAGUUCAGUGUGGUGAUGGGAUUUUUUUUCCUUUCCUUUUUUUUUUGUGUUCGGCAGGGUCUUCCACUUUUCUAAUUAACUUUUAACCCAUUCGCUCCUGGAGAUUUUGCCGAAAAACGCGUUUUGAAGCUAGUCGAGUGGUUCUCUGGUCACUGUCGUGCUAUAAAGAGCUAAAACUUACCACAAACUGGUUUACAGGUCGAACACUUCGCGGCCUUCUGAUCCAGAUGCAAAAUAUCAGCUUGCGAAGUUUGGGCAUGCGCAGAAAGCAAAAUUUUCGUUUUGGGGUUUAAAAAAGACACAGCAGUCUUGACUUUUACUUUUCGCUUUCUCUCCUCCCUUCUUUUUUUGCUUUUCUUGCCUCAUUUUUUUUUUUCUCUUACUGGGCAUUUAGUAGGCUUGAUUUUGGUGGGAAGAGUUUUUAGGAAAGCUUUUAGGAUCUUAGGAUUAGGCGAAAGGAAAGGUAGGUGGGUAAUGGAACAAGAUUUUCAUGGAGAUUUUCAGGUCAAUGUCACGUGGUUUUUUGCUUGUUUCUCCGGUGCCCUUGACUGAAUUGUGCUCAUUCUGGUAUGGUUUGAAAGCUCUCUUCACUCUGCACAAGUUAGUGAAGAAAGUUGUCCUUGACCGUUAAAACUGAUGACGUCACAAUGGGUAGAAAGGACCUGGAUCCGCACGGGCGGGUACGGGCGGUUCAGGGGCGAAUGGGUUAAUUUGUUGUGCCAGUUUAUAUAUAUAUGUAUGGACCCCACCUGUGAUCAUCAAUAAUACUCUACUGACCCCCACCACCUCCCCCUAAGUUGAUCUAUAACAACCAAAUUUCUGUCCUUGCAGGCACUGUUUCAAGAAAAAUAUUCAACACUCGGGACAGCACAGUGGACAGCAUUCCUUAUGAUCAUGACGAGAAUAAAUAUCAAAGACGAGGAGCCAUAGACUGGUUUACAAGGUGGUUCUGGUGAGUUUUAAAUCCAUCAUGAUUACAAGUUAUUACAGCCAACCAUUUAAUGUCAGCACGAUCUAGUGUUCUUACACGUUCGUAUUUUGAGCGAGUUUUUUAGCUCCUCGACGUAACGUGUCAAAAUAAAUGAUUGAUUGACUGAUGGAAGUAGUUUGCCUUCAAGUCUCCUCUUUGAAGACAAUAGAGAAGGUACAAACUUUGAAUGCAGUGAUUUCUGGGAUCAUGGGUGUAUAGUGAUGAUCUGUUGUUGGUAUUCAAGGAAACCAUUAACUAGUCAUAAGUAUAACGUUUCGGUCCACUCAAAUGAUCCCAGAAAAUCGGUGGGCCGUAAUCAUGUACCCAUUACCCUAAAAGUUCGUGGAUUGGGGAAUACAUCUUACAGGCACUUAUAUUUCGCUCUUAUGAUCUAAGUUUCUUCAAAGUAUGUCAACUUAUGCAGGUUACCUGUGCACAGGCUCUUUGAAUAAAAUUAUUAGAUAUUUUAUUGUCGGGCCUAGAUGAGAAGUAGAUACCUUGCGAUGCUUUUCCUUGUGGAUUAUCGUUGUGUAGUUAAAACCAUUUCAGUCAUAAUGUAAUACUGGCCAAAGGGAACCAGUCGCGAAAAGUGAUGAAAAAAAAUAGUUUUGUGCAAACGCUCUGCUAAAGAGAUGUCAUUUGAAUGGUAACACCACAGGAUUUUGUCAACAGAUAUUAAAUUAUUUUGGGUGAGAAAUAAUCUUGCCAUUGCUUCGUCUAGGGGUGAGAAGGUUCAUCGGAGUCGAUUGUUUUAAGAGCAGGAAUUUAUCAUGUUCAUUUGAUUCUAAUUAAAUAGUUUAACCUCUUUAUUUUUCUAUUUUCAGGUCUCGGAGAACUCGAAAGCCGGGUCCGGAGGAUCCAAAUGCGUCAUUAAAACGUACCACUAUUAUAUUAAUCAUCCUUAUCCUCGGUUUCACCACUCUUGUGGUACUGUUCACACGAGUUGGGCGCGGAAUAGCUGAUAAAGACCCAUUUCUCGACCCUAUGGCGAAUCCCAACAUAAGAGUCGGAGACGCCAAUAUUAAAAGCGCAUAG
Molecule: messenger RNA, 9064 nt
Organism: Porites evermanni
Lineage: Eukaryota; Metazoa; Cnidaria; Anthozoa; Scleractinia; Poritidae
Source: the annotation of a GenBank genome assembly